Phalaenopsis equestris is the source of this 653-nucleotide messenger RNA. RefSeq names its product expansin-like A1. The record is from RefSeq and is a predicted model, not a curated record. Gene Ontology annotation, biological process: sexual reproduction. The annotation marks the transcript as partial. Lineage: Eukaryota; Viridiplantae; Streptophyta; Magnoliopsida; Asparagales; Orchidaceae. The transcript is spliced from 2 exons. Gene Ontology annotation, cellular component: extracellular region.
UGCAGGAAUACAGAGCUCUGUAAUGGAGCAGGAGUGAAGGUUGUGGUGACCGACCUUGAUAAGAGCAAUAGAACUGAUUUCAGGCUCAGUGCUCGGGCCUUCGCUGCUAUGGCGCGGCCGGGGAUGUUCGCCGGACUGCAGACAGUUGGGAUAGUCGAUGCAGAAUACAAAAGGAUUCCGUGCGACUAUUCAAACAAGAACCUAUCCAUAAGAGUGGAGGAGAGCAGCCGGAGGCCCAGUUUAUUAACGGUCAAACUUAUCUACCAAGGUGGACAAACUGACGUCGUGGCAGUCGACGUGGCGCGGUUCGGUUCGCCAGCAUGGCAGUUCAUGACCCGGCUCAACGGCCCGGUCUGGACCACCAGGCAAGCACCGGGCGGCCCGCUUCAGUUCCGGUUCGUGGUGACGGGUGGGUACGACGGCAAGUGGGUGUGGGCCCAACAGGAGGUGUUGCCGGCUGAGUGGCGGUCCGGCGAGGUGUACGAUACGGGAGUUCAGAUCACCGAUAUAGCGCAGGAGGGCUGUUCUCCUUGUGACACGGAGGAAUGGCGGUGAAAAUAACGGUGGUGGGUUUUUGUUCCUUUUUUACGCCUAAAUAAGAAAGGAAACCAUAUAAUGUAAAAGAUCAGAAGGUUAUAAUUGUAAGUAUAUGG